UGGAUAGCAUUUCUUGAUAUGUAUGCUUCGCUUUCGGUGCCAGAAAUUCUAACAAAAUUGUCACAAAAAUUCCCCUAGUUUUUACUUUUGUCCAUUUUGGCAAGCCAUUUUCGCUGCAAACAAGACCCAGAGACAAGACAAGACAAGAGAAUGUGCUCGAGAACGCGAUGGGGGCGGAUCGAUCCGAGCAUUCAGGUGAAUCUGGUGCACGGCCCUACCAGCCGGGUGAUCCAGUUGAAUCGUAGGACUCUGCCGCGGCGAGUCGAACAGCAGUUGCUGCUCAUGGCGUCGCCGUCGCCGUUUCUCAAUUUCAUGAACAAAUUUCGGCUGGAUGAGAUCCUAAUUAAUCAUCAGUAUAAGGGCGUCUAUAGCAUGCGCACCGCUGCCACCAUCACCGAGUUAGCUACAUACACGUGGAACGUAAUGUCCGUAUCCGAUCGCCAGCCGUACAUCCGGCUGGCCCGGAAGGCGCAGCAGAUUCAGCAGGCGCGGAAGCUGCACUUUCUGGGCAACAGCAAUCGGCCGUUGACCAAAAGAAUUCCCCACUGUCCCACUGUUGUUGUCUGAAGCAGUCUUAGCCCCCCCAUCUUUGGAACUUGUUUACGAGCAUUUGGAAGAACUCUUUUUA
Molecule: messenger RNA, 628 nt
Organism: Drosophila ananassae
Lineage: Eukaryota; Metazoa; Arthropoda; Insecta; Diptera; Drosophilidae
Exons: 1
Coding region: 151-567 (138 amino acids)
Source: RefSeq, a predicted model, not a curated record